UCUCGAGGCCCACAAACCCUAAUGAGUACUAAAACACUAUCUUCUUGCAAUUAGCUCAUUCCUGAGUUUGUGUUCAGCCUGACUGACACAAGGAAAGGGAGCGCGAGAGAACAGUAUCAUCAGAAUUUUCCCUUUGGCAAUACAUGCUGAUUGGGUCCCAAAAGCAAGCGGCUUUAAACUUUUAAUAUUUGCCUCCCGUACACUGCCUUGACUGGUUGUAAAGGACUGUCUCUCUGAAACUACUUCAGACAGGAGGAACGACUUUGGUCUGUGAUUUUUUUUUUCAUUACAAACUUUUGUGUGUGUGUGAGGGAAAAAAUGUUUUCCGAAACUUUUCUAAGGAUGAUCUACCUUGGAUGUUUCCUGUUUCUUUGUGGGCUUACGCAAGUCAUGGCAAGUUACCCUAUCUGGUGGUCUCUAGCUGUGGGGCAUCAGUAUUCAUCUCUGGGAACUCAACCCAUCCUGUGUGGAAGCAUCCCUGGUCUGGUGCCCAAGCAGCUGCGAUUCUGCCGGAAUUAUGUAGAGAUCAUGCCCAGUGUAGCUGAGGGAGUCAAGAUUGGCAUUCAAGAGUGCCAGCAUCAAUUCAGGGGCCGGAGGUGGAACUGCACCACGAUUAAUGACAACUUGGCAAUCUUUGGACCUGUACUUGAUAAAGCCACCAGAGAGUCAGCUUUUGUACAUGCUAUUGCCUCUGCGGGUGUGGCUUUUGCUGUGACGCGGUCCUGCGCCGAAGGCUCCGCCACGAUUUGCGGCUGUGACACACGGCACAAGGGCGCCCCUGGCGAGGGAUGGAAAUGGGGAGGCUGCAGCGAAGACGCCGAGUUCGGGAGCAUGGUGUCCCGAGAGUUUGCUGACGCCAGAGAGAACCGCCCUGAUGCUCGUUCCGCCAUGAACCGUCACAACAAUGAGGCGGGACGUACGUCUAUCAAUGAUCAUUUGCACCUGAAGUGUAAGUGCCAUGGGCUCUCGGGCAGCUGUGAGGUGAAAACCUGCUGGUGGUCUCAGCCAGAUUUCCGUGUGAUCGGGGACUACCUGAAGGACAAGUACGACAGUGCAUCAGAGAUGGUCGUGGAGAAGCAUCGGGAAUCCAGGGGCUGGGUGGAGACACUUAGACCCAAGUACACCUUCUUCAAGCCACCCACUGAGCGUGACUUGGUUUACUAUGAGAGCUCCCCCAACUUCUGCGAACCCAACACGGAAACAGGAUCAUUUGGCACCCGGGAUCGGAUCUGCAAUGUCACAUCCCAUGGCAUCGACGGAUGUGACCUGCUGUGCUGUGGGCGAGGCCACAACACAAGAACUGAGAAACGGAAAGAGAAAUGCCAUUGUAUUUUCCACUGGUGCUGCUAUGUGAGCUGUCAAGAGUGUGUCCGCAUCUAUGAUGUUCACACCUGUAAAUAACGAGCCUAAGAACAGCUCCUAUAUCUGGUCACACUUUUACCCCUGAGAAAAAAUAAACACAAACAGAUAGCCGCAAGUUUGAGACUGAGGUGCUCAUCGAUGUCUCUCUGGGCAAAGGUUUGGUUUAAUGCAGCCAGAGAACAGUUUCCUCAGUGGCUUACUCAUUGAAACCCUGCUAUUAGGAUGCUUCGUCAUGAUGUCCAUCAAAGGAAACUAACCAACAUACAAGAUGGCUCUUAAUUUCUGCAAAGGUUAUGGAUGUUCAGCUUUGCUUAAAGUUGGCGUCCAUGGCUCUCAGAGGCUCUGAACUGAAAGCCCAAUGGCAUUAUAUUCUUGCGAACUGAUAAGCCUAGUACCCAUGAGGAUGUUGAGUUUACUCUCUAAAUUGCAGGAAAGGAACUGUAAAGGAUCUAGGAGAUUUUUUUAUGGAUUUUCAGAGAGACAUUGAAUGGGUCGGCAGGAAAUAUGUCUCACGCUCCUGAAAUGUCCAACAAUUAUCACAAAAAGCUGUUUCUGUGACAUGUUCCAUUGAGCAUUCCAAUGUGGCACUGCCUUAGGAAGCAUCUAAGUCAUUGUUCAAGUCAAAGCGUAACAAUGCUUGGCCUACAAUUGUGAAAAUGUAAAUGUUUUCUUUGUACAAGUCUUCCCUUUUGGUAAAAAUACAGCAAGGUCCAAUAUAAUCUUUGACAGUUUCUGGGAACAUGCUUCUAGUUUUCAAAGUGCAUUGAGGUUAGUUAUUUAUCCUUAAAAAUAUGCCCAUUCCUUGUACAUAAUUAAACGAGGUCAGACUUCCUCAGAAUGCAGAGGUCAGCUUUCGAUAUCUUUUGUGCAAGAUAAAUUAUGUGCUUGUACUUUCAAGGACUAACUACUAUUACUAUUUCUUGCUCAAAAUUAGUUAGAAACUGUAGGUAGGUAAUUCCAUAUUCGAGCCACAACAACUCACCAGACCAGAUUUUAUCCUUGUUUUUCCAUGGCGUUAAGCGAACAGAGAGCACAAGACUCCCCCCAUGGGCCUACCAUCAGCAAACACUGGUUCCCAUUCACACUGCUGGGUGGACUGGAGCAAUAGGGGUAAAGAACCUCUUUCAAGGUACAUCAGCUGUGUCUGCAACAGGGACUUUAACUCAUAGCACACCACUAAUGAGUGCAGAGACUUACCCACUACACUAUGCUUCCCCACUAGAAACUAUUGAGAUAAAAUAUAUCUACAGUAUAAGUGUUCCUGAUUUGCAUCAUUUUUCUUUUGUACUUAGUGAUCUUAAAUGUUCUUGAGUUUGAUUGUUGAGUUUAGUUUAAAGUCAUGAAUGAAUAUUGGUUUGUAUUAAACAUAGUGUUAACCAGUUACUAACCAUUGGGUAAGAUUUUUCCACUUUGCUACAGUCAAACAACCGCAUUAACACAAUGUACUUGAACAAAUCAGGACUACAAUGGUAAAAACACAAGUGGAACAAAAGUCCAUGAUUGGUGAAUGAAACAGUUGUUUAUUGUAAAUUGUUCUAAAUCCUAUUCAAGUUCAGUUAGUGCAAGAAAUGGUUGUAUCUUUUAAAUCUUUACUGCUAAUUACAUGGGUGGUUAUUAAUAAGAGGCGUUAGCCUGACAAUUGAUAUAUUUCAGAAACUGAAUCAAAUUAUGAAUAUAAGUGAGCAGUGAUGACUUGACAAUGACAAUGAUUCAACAGGAACCUGCUUUAAUGUACUAUUGUUACUCUGGAAAAGUUAAAAAUCUUGCUAGCAGUCAAAAAUGUAAUCAAUAAGUCCUUUUGCCUGGGCAGAUUAUUGACUUGAAUUUAUGCCUGGAUAUUGCACAACUAUGACAUGCAUUUUAUCCCAUUAUUAUGCAAGGGAAACACAUGAGUCAAGAAUCAGAAAACGUGAGUAAUUGGGAAUAUUUACAAUUUGCUUUAAUUCAUAACUGCAUUUAAACUGUCUCUCCAUGAUCUUAUUUUUGUAAUGAAAUAGAGCACUGCACGGUUAAAACCGACUCUGGAAUUCAUAUUUCCAAAGAUGUUUGUUGCAAUAGAAAAUUUACUCUGUGGUACCUGAAAAAAAAAACAAUUUAAUUUAUGACAUAGUUCAAUGGAACUUGAAGUAUGAAAGUCUAAUGUUGUGAAUAUAUUCUUAAGGUGUAUACAUUUAUUUCUGUGCCAUUUGUUUCUUUUUAACCACAACAUGAACAGAGACGUCUUCCCUUAUAUUUACCUGCUCUACUCUUGCAAAUCCUGGCAUAAUUGUAGAGAUGGAAAAAGAAGUUGCCAAAUAUGGUUGUUUGAACUUAAUUCCGAGCAUUCCAGUGAUGAACUAUUGUAAAACACACUGCAUUGGGCCCAUUCCUAUAGCUCAUAAAUAGUCAUACACUACCUGACCAGACAUGCCAUCGUGCAGACCAGAAAAGCUAUAUUUCCCAGAAAACAAAAUGACAAGCAUAAAUUCAGAUAUCUUCCACUUUAAUGCUGCUAUCCAGCCAUUGCUAUACAUUAUAAAACUAUAUUUUCUUUCUAUGAAAGAAAUUGUGUAGAAAUAGUUUUGAGCAAAAUGAAAUGAUGUGAAGUUUUGUACUAAUUCAGUUUUCAUAUAUAAUGUGUAUAUGUUAACCAGAUAGACAUAUUUUAAAAGUGUUGCCUGUUUGUGACAGUAUGAUGGUAAUGGUUCUAAACUGGAGGCAGUUCACGAGGUUAUGAUUUAAUGCGUGAUUCUGUCUGUAAACAGUAUUGACAAGUUCAAACAAGGUAGAACGUUGCUUUCAUUUAUACCAAUUUAUUCAAAUUUUCUGUCAGCAAAUAUUUUAAGAACAUUAUAAAUCUGAUUUUCAAUGCCUUCCAGCUCUCAAUGCUGUAUGUAUAAUCCUGUCCGAAAUUCACAAUUCACAUUCAGAUAUAAAAAAGAUCUAAUACUCCCAAAUAAAAAAAAAUACUGCGAGAUUAUUGUGCUAUGUAACAGGUUAUUUUUUUGUUCUGUCAAACAUCAGUCAUUUAAAAGUACUUUUUAAUAUCUGUACAUCUUUGUGCCUGUGGUGGCUUCACAUCACAAGCAGAUGCAUUGAUUGCUCAUUUUGUCUCAGUCAUGUGGGCUUGGUUGUUUAAAUUAAACAAGACCUAUCCACUUUUUUGCACAUUCCAUAGGACAAAAUUAUGAACAUCAGAUCUUUGGAACUAUACUGAGACUCAGAUUUCAGUAAUGAGCUCCAGAUCAGAAUAUUUGCAAUGGCAGGUAUUUGCAGUCCUUUUCGCAUCACUAGUUAUGAUUCAUCCAAUGUGUCACAACAGCAAGCAACACUUUUAAUUUUAAAAACUACUGUACUACAUUUAAGUUUGUAGUCUAUUUUAUACUUUUUUUUUUGUUUGUUUCCUUUUGAAAAAUAUUCUGCAUGUCUUAAAAUCCAAAGUUUUGUACAAACUAGUUUGUGGCUUUUUUUGAAUUUCUAAAGUCUGAUGUUUUUUAUGAUUAUUUAUUUUACAAGAAAUGUAUAUAUUAGUAAGAGUAUAUAUUUGCAGAAAGAAUAACUUGUUGGGACAGUGUUGUUACUUUUCCACUGUAACGGUUACCUCAAUGUCUGUUUUUCACUGAUGGCACACUUGUUAUGACGUGUGUCCUACUGUCUGUACUAGGCUAAUAGAUGUUAACUUUAUAAUAACAAAUUAAAAAAACACUUUGUGUAAUGCUUGUUUUUUUUUCUUUUUUAAAUACACACAUGCUACACUAAUGAUCCAGUGUAAAGUUAAUCACAUUACCAACAGUUAACAUGAUGGCAUACCAUCUCGAAAAUAAUAAAGUGCAUUAAAAUAUCUGUAUACAAUCGUAACU
This is a messenger RNA of Lepisosteus oculatus (spotted gar), 5201 nucleotides long. It is a transcript of the gene wnt3a, whose product is annotated as wingless-type MMTV integration site family, member 3A. Gene Ontology annotation, cellular component: extracellular region. Gene Ontology annotation, molecular function: frizzled binding; cytokine activity. The record is from RefSeq and is a predicted model, not a curated record. NCBI's taxonomy places the organism in Eukaryota, Metazoa, Chordata, Actinopteri, Semionotiformes, Lepisosteidae. Gene Ontology annotation, biological process: cell fate commitment; neuron differentiation; canonical Wnt signaling pathway.